CUUCUUCCGGCACACGCACGCAUGAAAACAUGGUGCCCCCAGUCCCGCUGUUAGCAGUGCGCGGCUCACAUGGUACGUCUCUGCUCCAUGGGCCUCCACAGUGUGAGCAGCAUUCAGCCAUCUUCAGGGUCGGGGCCAGCAAGUGUGUGACCUUCAGUAGAGAUGGGACGCUGUUCUCUUGCUGUGACGGAAACAAAGUCUCCGUGGUAAAAUCCUCAGAUGGCUCCAUCGUCUCAUCCCUUGAACGCCCAAAGACGAUUCUGCUGGAAUUGUCUCCUAUGAACAAUGUCCUGGUCACCUGGCAACCAUACAGCAAGACCAAGGACAAUCCUCAAGGUGAAGCGAAUCUCCAGCUGUGGCAGAUACAGAGCGGUCAGCUGAUCAAAGCUUUGUAUCAAAAGAAGGUCGACUCCUGGUGUCCUUGUUGGUCUGAUGAUGAAACGCUCUGUGUGCGAAGUGUCAACAACGAGCUGCACUUCUACGAGAACAAUGACUUCAACACCAUCGCCAACAAGCUUCACAUGCAGAAAGUCUCAGACUUUGCCUUGUCACCUGGAGUUCAGCCCAGUAAGGUAGCAGUCUAUGUCCCGGGCAGUAAAGGAGCACCCUCAUUUGUCCGUCUGUACCAGUAUCCUGCACUCGGUGGACCAACUGCAGCACUUGCCAAUAAGAGCUUCUUCAAGGCUGACAGAGUGGUAAUGCAGUGGAACAAGAAAGCCACGGCAGUUCUGGUCACAGCGAGUACGGAGGUGGACAAGACCGGGGCUUCCUAUUAUGGUGAACAGACACUGCACUACCUCGGGGUGAAUGGAGAGACUGCUCUGGUCCAGCUGGCAAAGAACGGCCCCAUCUAUGAUGUGGUGUGGAGUCCAAACUCUGCCGAGUUCUGCGUGGUGUAUGGCUUCAUGCCGGCCAAAGCCACCGUCUUCAACCUAAAGUGUGACCCUGUUUUUGACUUUGGAACGGGACCAAGAAAUGCUGCCUACUACAGUCCUCAGGGUAAUAUUUUGGUCCUUGCUGGCUUUGGGAACCUGCGGGGUCAGAUGGAGGUCUGGGAUGUAAAGAAGUACAAACAGGUGUCCAAACCUCAGGCUCCAGACUCCACCCAUUUCUCUUGGUGUCCCGAUGGUGAGCAUGUCGUCACGGCAACCUGUUCUCCGCGGCUCCGUGUCAGUAAUGGUUAUAAGAUCUGGCACUACACGGGCUCUGUGCUACAGAAGUGGGAUGUGGAGGGAAGCUCAGAGUUGUGGGAGGUUCGGUGGCAGCCUUUUCCUGACGGGACCUUCCCAGAGCGGCCCAUCAAAUACCAAGCGGUACCCAGUGAGCUGGGCACCACGCAGCCCCCUCCCACACAGGCUUAUCGCCCACCUGCACUGAGACACCUGCCGGCCACGCCCAGCACCAAACUGCAUGAAGAGGAGCCUCCUCAGAACUUGCGUCCAGGUGUUUCAGGGGAGAAGAAUCUUUCUAAAUCAGCUCUUAAGAACCAGAAGAAACGAGAAGCCAAGAAAGCUGCAAAACAGGAAUCAAAGCCGGAGCCUCCGUCUGAACCCUCCCCUGUUAGUAGCAGCCAAUCAGAGCCGAGCAGUGGGGACCCGGAGAUGGACAAGAAGAUAAAGAAUUUAAAGAAGAAACUCAAAGCCAUCGAGGAGCUGAAGGAGCAGCAGGCAUCUGGAAAGGAGCUGCAGAAGAACCAGCUGGAGAAAAUCCAGAAAGAGGUUCAGCUGCUGAAGGAGCUGGAAGAGCUGCAGAUUGAACAUUAGGCGCUGCAGGAUCUACAGGCCUCUCCAAAUCCCACAACUCUAAGAAAAUUACAGGAAUGCUUCUUCUUCUUUUUAUAAUACAAAUGUUUAAGGUUUCAUUUACAUCUGACAACAGGUGAGCAGUGUGGGGCUAAUGAACAGACUAAUAAUGUUCAUGUCAUUGUUCAGCCUUUGAAAUCCUGGGUAAUGUAGGUGAAAUGAAGAAUGAAUAUCACAUAUUCUGUCAGUUUAGGUUUACACCACAUUAAAGUAAAUAAAAUCUUUAAAUGAG
This is a messenger RNA of Solea senegalensis (Senegalese sole), 2034 nucleotides long. It is a transcript of the gene eif2a, whose product is annotated as eukaryotic translation initiation factor 2A. The coding region runs from base 30 to 1763 and encodes 577 amino acids. NCBI's taxonomy places the organism in Eukaryota, Metazoa, Chordata, Actinopteri, Pleuronectiformes, Soleidae. Gene Ontology annotation, molecular function: mRNA binding; protein binding; ribosome binding. Gene Ontology annotation, biological process: translational initiation. The record is from RefSeq and is a predicted model, not a curated record. The transcript is spliced from 16 exons. Gene Ontology annotation, cellular component: cytosolic small ribosomal subunit.